UCCCAGCCCACACACGGACCCCCAGUUUGGAGCUCUCCACCUCGCCCGAGCUCUACCGUGGCCAUGGGUCAGUCGCUGAUUCUGAGCAUCCUUGUCCUAGUUCUGGCCUUCUGCAUCCCCCAGACCCAAGGCAGUGAUGGAGGAGCACAGGACUGUUGCCUCAAGUACAGCCUAAGGAAGAUUCCCACCCACGUUGUCCGCAGCUACCGGAAGCAGGAACCAAGCCUGGGUUGCCCCUUCCCAGCUAUCCUGUUCUCACCUCGGAAACGCUCUCAGCCAGAGCUAUGUGCAGACCCUAAAAAGGCCUGGGUGCAGCAGCUGAUGCAGCGUCUGGACAAGCCAGCAGCCCCAUGGAAACCAGCCCAGGACUGUAAGAAGGACAAGAGGGCCACCAAGUCUGGCAAGAAGGGAAAGAGCUCCAAAGGCUGUAAGAGGACUGAGACCCCAAAAGGGCCAUAGCCCAGUGACGAGCCCGGAGCCCAGGAGGUCCCCACCAGUCUCAUCAGGGCUUGGAGCCCCAGCCCAAGGGACAAGAGGUGGGCUAGGAGAGAAGGAGGACUCAGGGGGCCCAGAGCAGCCACCCCAUGCUGGCCUCCCCUCACCCCUUCUCCAGCUUCAACCACCCCUUCUGUAUACCCACCCUACCCUGCACGGCUGAGCUGCCCACAUCAGGCCAGGCCUAGAGAGGCAGAGAAGGGAA
This is a messenger RNA of Globicephala melas (long-finned pilot whale), 700 nucleotides long. It is a transcript of the gene CCL21, whose product is annotated as C-C motif chemokine ligand 21. Gene Ontology annotation, biological process: immune response. Gene Ontology annotation, molecular function: chemokine activity. Lineage: Eukaryota; Metazoa; Chordata; Mammalia; Artiodactyla; Delphinidae. The record is from RefSeq and is a predicted model, not a curated record. Gene Ontology annotation, cellular component: extracellular region.